CGACAACUAACCGGUUCAAGUCGACAAAGCAGCCAAGAUGCCUCGCGGACCUAAGAAGCACCAGAAGCGCCUUAGCGCGCCUUCUCACUGGCUCCUGGACAAGAUGUCCGGAACCUACGCCCCCAAGGCCUCCCCCGGUCCUCACAAGCUCCGGGACUGCCUGCCCCUGAUCGUCUUCAUCCGCAACCGUCUCAAGUACGCCCUUAACGGCCGUGAGACCAAGGCGAUCAUGAUGCAGCGUCUGAUCAAGGUCGACGGCAAGGUCCGCACCGACCCUACCUACCCCGCUGGUUUCAUGGACGUCAUCGGCAUCGAGAAGACCGGCGAGAACUUCCGUCUCAUCUACGACACCAAGGGUCGCUUCACCGUCCACCGCAUCCAGGCUGAGGAGGCCGAGUACAAGCUCUGCAAGGUCAAGCGUGUUCAGCUCGGCAAGGGCGGGAUCCCAUUCUUGGUUACGCACGAUGCGAGAACCAUCCGUUACCCCGACCCCGCCAUCAAGGUUAACGACACCGUGAAGAUCGACAUUGCCACUGGCAAGAUCGCCGACUUCGUCAAGUUCGACACUGGUGUUGUCGCCAUGGCCACCGGUGGUCGUAACAUGGGUCGUGUCGGUGUCGUCACCCACCGUGAGCGCCACGAUGGUGGUUUCAACAUCGUCCACAUCAAGGACGCUAUUGACAACACCUUCGCCACCCGUGAGUCCAACGUCUUCGUCAUCGGUCAGGACAAGCCCUGGAUUUCCCUGCCCAAGGGCAAGGGUGUCAAGCUCUCUAUCGCCGAGGAGCGUGACCGCCGCCGUGCCCUCCAGUAAAUGUGGCAUGGUAAGUGAUGUAGGCUGCCGGAAAAAUAAAAGCGUUGAAAAAUUCCGCUGUGGCGAUGACAUCUUGUCUUGCUUUGUGGACCUGUAUGACGCCGGUUACGAUAAUUAUAUGAAGCGUUAUCCAGAACAAAAAAAGAGAAAGAAUUGUCUACAGGACACAAAGUUACACCUGUCAACUACUGUACCGUAGACUUGUACACUAAAGCAAGGUCAAGAUGCCAAGUCUGUCUGCCUGUGAUUGUAUGAUACCAUUAAUUCUU
This is a messenger RNA of Aspergillus neoniger CBS 115656, 1083 nucleotides long. Its product is annotated as 40S ribosomal protein eS4. Gene Ontology annotation, molecular function: structural constituent of ribosome; RNA binding. Gene Ontology annotation, cellular component: cytosolic small ribosomal subunit; ribosome. Lineage: Eukaryota; Fungi; Ascomycota; Eurotiomycetes; Eurotiales; Aspergillaceae. The coding region runs from base 38 to 814 and encodes 258 amino acids. The transcript has 4 exons. The record is from RefSeq and is a predicted model, not a curated record. Gene Ontology annotation, biological process: translation.